AUGCACCGCAACCAGAAGCGGGUCGGGGCGGCAGCGUCCACACCAAUGGCCGCGGAGACGCCGAAGGGGCGGGUCAGUGUUUCGAGGUUAAAAGGCCAGGACUUGGUGACCAGUGAGCCCGAGAGGCGGCGCGACCUGGCGGCCGGGGCAGGACCUCGGGGCAGGACCUCGGGGCCCGGGCGCCGCCGCAAGCACGGCCUGAAAGCCUCGCGGGGCGAGCGAGCGCGGUUCCAGUGCGCUUGGCGGGUGGGCGGAGCCCGGGGCGCCGGAGGUCACCCGGGCCGGGCUGCUCAGGCGGGAAAGGAGCCGGUCGGCCUCGGGCCCGGGCGCCGCGGGGACGGGGCGGGGGCGGGCAAGGGGGCGCGGGACACGGCGGGGCCGCACGCCCCGGACCCCGGACGCGACUGUCCGGCCAGGCCUCGAGCCCCGCGCCGCUCGGAGCCUCAGCACCUGGCGCGGCCUCAGCUCGGUGGGCUCGCAGCGCCGCCUCGACGCCGGGCGCCUCGGCACGAGAACGCGCACACGCGGCGGCGGCGGCGGCCCGGGCGCCACAGCCGAGGCCACAGCCGAGGCCACAGCCGAGGCCGCCCGCCCGAGCAGGCCGAGCAGGCCGCGUCCCCUCCGGCCUCCGCGCCGAGCAGCCUCGCGCUGAGAAUCGCCCGCCGCGUGGCCGCCACGCGCCUCGAGGCCCGCCGCCGCCCUUCCCGCCGCCGCGAGCCAACGAGCCAACAAGCCAACAGGCCGGUCUCUGCUCGGGCCCUGCCCAGGGGCGCGGGCUGCGCCUGGGGCCCUCCCGCCUCGCAGGGCCUUCCCCUCGGCCGCCCGCAGCACGCGGCCCCUGUCCGCCGUCCCGGCGAGGACGCCAUGCGGGGCCCCAGGCGCCGGCGCCCCGUGGUCCCCCGUGGUCCCCCGUGGUCCCUCGCGGCCGCCCUCCGGCUGCCCCCACCUCCCCGCGCCUCCUCCCGCGCUUCCCCGCAAAGGCCUCGGGCGCCUCAGGCCCGGCCAUCCGCAGGCCGCCGCGCCCAGGGCAACACCAGGACACAGCGCGUCCUCCCAGGGCAACGGCCGCCCCCGGAGACCCGCAGGGGCGCAGAGCUCUGCAGCGAAGACCUCGGACCGCGCACCCUGCACCCCCGGAUCCUGCACCGCGCACUCUGCACCCCGCACUCGUACCCCCGGACUCCGCACCCUGCACCGUACACUUGCACCCCCGGACCCUGCACCCCCAGACCCUGCACCGCGCACUCGCACCCCCAGACCUCGGACCGCACAUCCCCGAACCUCGCACCCCGCACCCUGCACCCCCGGACCCCGCAACCUGCAUUUGCACCCCCCGACUCCGCACCCCGCACCGUGCACUCGCACCCCCGGACCCCGCACCCGCCCCCCGCCCCUCGCAGCGGCCCCGCGGGCGGACGGGCAGUGGGCGCAGAGACCCCGGCGCUGGGGGCCGCCCGCGACCUCCGGGACCGCAACAGGGCGCGAGGGGAAGGGGGGAGGGACGGGGCGGGGCGCGCGUGGGGCGGCGGGGCGCGUGGGGCCCCUCGCCCAGCCCCGGCACCGCCCACGCGCGCCGCGGGCCCCAGCCGCCCCCCUGCCGCCCCUCACCCCCGCGCCGAGCUCCGCGCCGGGAUCCGCUCCGGCCCGCGGCCGGCGCCCGGGAUGCAGCGGGAUUCCUCCGCCGGCCUCCCCGCGGGCCCGGGACGCGCCGCCCCAAACCCCCGCACCUCGGGGCCCGCGCGGCUCACCGGCGCCCCCGCCCCUCCAGGCGCCGCCCCGACGUGGCCCGGACCCCGGGGAGGGAGAGGCGGGCGGGGGACGCGGGACCCGGGCCUCGGGGCGGGAGGCAGCAGUCCCGCGCCGCCGCCCUCCCCCCGGGGCGCCGUCCCGCCGCCGCUUCCUGCCCGGCUCAGCGCCCCGGCCGCGGCCUCGGGGACACUCCGGGCGGCCCGCGCUCCGCGGGGACCAGCCGCUCCGCCCGGACCCCGGGACCUCGGGACCCCCGACCCCUCCCAGCCCCCCCAGCCCCGCGGCGCCCCCAGAACUCCGAUCCGACCCCCGGCCCCCGCCCGCAGCCCCGCAACCCCGCGAGCCGCCUCACCGCGCUCCGCGCCGCCGGGGCUCGCUCCCGCGGGGCCGCUCCCGCUCCUGCCGCAGCCUCGGAGCUGCCGCGCCGCCUCCUCCGCCGCCGCGUUUCAAAUUGAAAUUCCCUGGCUCGGGCCGUCAGAGCCCCAGCGCCCGCCCCGCCCCUCGCGGCGGAAGCCCCGCCUGCGCCCCCCGGACGCGCCCCCAGCGCGGAAACCCCCGCGGCCGCGCCACGCCCCGGCCACGCCCCGGCCACGCCCCUCCGACCGCGCCACGCCCCUCCGGCUGCAUCACGGCCCUCUGGCCACGCCCCCCUCGACAGCGCCACGGCCCUCUGGCCGCGCCACGGCCCUCUGGCCGCGCCUCUUCGGCCGCGCCACGCCCCCUAUGGCCACGCCCCCCUUCGGCCACGCCCCGGGGCGGGGCUUGCCGCGGGAUUCACCGCCCGGGCCGCCGGGCACCCGCGGCUGCAAGGGUGCGCUCCCCGACCGCGAACCCCGCCCGUAA
Messenger RNA from Nyctereutes procyonoides (raccoon dog), 2592 nucleotides. Its product is annotated as collagen alpha-1(I) chain-like. The coding region runs from base 1 to 2592 and encodes 863 amino acids. The transcript is spliced from 3 exons. The record is from RefSeq and is a predicted model, not a curated record. NCBI's taxonomy places the organism in Eukaryota, Metazoa, Chordata, Mammalia, Carnivora, Canidae.